AUGGGAUUGAAGCAGAAUGAAUUCACCACGCCUGGAUUGGGUCGAACGGCCUUCCUUGGGCAGCUUUACAACGGCAGCAGCGAGCAACUCUUGAAUACCCAGCUUUUCGAGAAGGCGGCCCUCGAAGCUUCCAUCCGCGAAGAGAAUCACCCAAGCACCAUGAUCUCGUAUUCCGACGUCAAGAGCCAGUCGGACCGUUCCAAAUCGCUGAAGAUUACGGCCGAGCUCGCUGUGUCCAUCAUGGGUGGCAUGAUAUCCUUAUCCGGCUCUGGUGAAUACCUGGACGCGAGCAAGUCGAACGUCUCCUCCCACGAAGUCUCCGCGACGUGCAUUGUACAGAAGAAGAACAAGCGCCUCGACAUCGGCCAGUGCAUCAAGCAACCGAAAUGGGAGCAGGUCUCUGCCAUGGGUGCCACCCACGUCGUGACAGCCAUUCGAUACGGUGGAACCUUGAUCGCCAACAUUGUCCAGAAGGAUUCGACCUCAGAAAGUGGCAGAGUGAUCAAAGGCAGCUUCAAGGCGUCGUUCAUGGAGGGCAUGGCAGGAAACUUCAGCGCGAGCGGGAAGGCGAGCGUGGACUCUGAUGAGAAGACGAAGGAGUUGAACUCGAGUUGUGAAUUUAAGGUUUAUGGUGAUUGGGCUUCAGCGGAGAUGGAAAUUCCAACCACCGUAGGCGGUGUCUUCGAAGUCAUCAAGAAAUGGCCGUCUCUCGUCGGCGACGGUGUUCCAUGCACCCUCACCCUUACCCCGAUAACCCAGUUCGUGGAUGGAUCGCCGGAGGCUUUGAUGCUCUACGAGCUCGAGCAACAUAAAUUGCUGAGCCUGUGCCAGGCAUACGACGAGUUCUUCCGCUUGGCUGGCCGACGCGCGAGGCUAGUGAGCUUGCUCGAAGGCGGGAUAGGCGACUUCUGCCCUACUUUCUUGGACGAAUGCCGUGAUAGGAAGCUCGCUGUCGACAAGGCUAUGGGGAAAGCCAGGGAGGAGCUCAGCAAGUUCCUCAUCUCGGUGAGAAAGGAGGGAGCAGACAAGGUAGAGGGCGUUCAGGCAUUCAUAGAUCGCAUUACCACGGAGUUCAAGGAUGGGAUCAAAAUCUGCACCAAAGAUGAAGCGAAGCUGGAGCUCCUCGUCGCCAUCAACUCUCUCACCCAAGCCCAGAAGGCUCCGUUGGCAUCAAUCAACGAGCUUCGAAACUCGAUGGCCAAGGUCGGCGGAGGAACUGUUGGAGUGGUAAUUAUCCCCCCAUCUCCGAAUAUCAAUAGCGCAACGAACACGUUCAACUUAUUGAUCAAGAGCAUUCGGUCUUGGCGCGAGGAUGAGGAUAAGAAAGACACAAACCCCGAUGGCACAGCAGCAAAGACAAGUUUCUCCGCAUUUUUUGCCGAUCCUGCGUUCGAUGCCGAUUUCCGCGCUCUUGACGGACCUAAACGCGCACUUACGAAGGGCCUUGAGGAGGCCCAGAAGAGCGGGGAAUCGAGGUUUAUUCAUUACAGCCUAUUGCCACACCAGCCUGUGCAGAAGGAGUACGACUGGAGUCUCCUCAACGACGAAGGCUGGGGGUUCCUUACCAACCAGUCGGAGGGCCACUACUACGUUGGUCAAGUACGAUCUGGAAAGCGACACGGGCGUGGUACAAUCACGUACGCCGAUGAAUCAGUUUACUCCGGCGAUUGGUGGGAGGAUGCACGGCACGGCGAAGGGAAAUUGGUUAAUGCUGAUGGUUCGGAAGAGGCGAACGGGGUCUUUAUCAACGACAUCUACCAGGUCGACGGCGUGGUAGUGAAGAUGACGAUCGUCCUGAAGAAUAACGUCCCCAAGGUUUCGUACAAACUCCCCCUGCGAAAAUACGACGCAACGCCUUCGCAUAUUCUACGGAUAGGAGAAAUGCUUGGCUGGAAGGACGAAAAUGAAUUCCGCGUGGAAGUAAUCCCUAAGGGCAAACCUGCGGCGAUGAAGUUGAAGGUCAGAGGGAAGCGGUUAGAACCCGGUCAGGAUGAUAGCCUAAAGGUCACGCCCUGGCCUUUGGACCAGGGCGUUGUCGAGGUCAAGGCGUUCGUACGAUAG
Molecule: messenger RNA, 2061 nt
Organism: Pleurotus ostreatus (oyster mushroom)
Lineage: Eukaryota; Fungi; Basidiomycota; Agaricomycetes; Agaricales; Pleurotaceae
Exons: 1
Coding region: 1-2061 (686 amino acids)
Source: RefSeq, a predicted model, not a curated record